AUGGAGGGCUUCACCAAGCCCCCAAAGUCACAGCUCAUGACCUACCGCAUCGGCCGUGGCGAACAAGGCGUCCUGACCUUCGAACCGUACAAGUCCCAUAUCCUCCCCCUCUGGCGCUUCCGCACCGUCCCCAUCGCGCGCACCUCUUCCCAAACUCUGUGGACCAAGCUCCUAGAAUUCUACGACCACGACGACUUCGUCGGAAUGGACAUGACGCGCAAGUUCAUCCAGAUGGGCAUGACGCGGUCCAAGCGGUACGCGAAUUACAAGGGAGGGAGGAAGUAUGCUGCUGGGGGGAAGGAGAAGGGAGUGAAGAAUGAGCGAAGCGAGGGACACGCGGGGAAGAGCGAGAAGGAGGAGGCGAGUCGGAUUUUUCGAGAGGUGUGGGAAAGGUGUAAGGAGCAUGAGGGCUACCAGGAGAUGAAGAGGGCGUUUCUGAAGGAGCAGAAGGAUUGGGCCAAGGAGGAAGAGUCUGGCUGUUGA
This is a messenger RNA of Drepanopeziza brunnea f. sp. 'multigermtubi' MB_m1, 483 nucleotides long. RefSeq lists its product as uncharacterized. Lineage: Eukaryota; Fungi; Ascomycota; Leotiomycetes; Helotiales; Drepanopezizaceae. The record is from RefSeq and is a predicted model, not a curated record.